AUGGUGCCCUUGGGCAGCCCCACUCUCGCCGUGUGCGCCUCCAGCAACCUGCGCCUCAUGGCCCCGGGGCGCGGCUCGCCGCUGGCCUGGCUGAACCGGGGCCCCGAGUGCCCGGGGGGCAGCGGGGGCCGCAGGGCCAGCGCCGUGGAGCGCCUGGAGGCCGACAAGGCCAAGUACGUGAAGUCGCAGCAGGUGAUCAGCCGGCGGCAGGAGCCGGCGCUGCGCGGCUCCCCGCGCCUGUCCCCGCACGGGCGGCGCCGCCUGGCCCGGCAGCCGUGCCGGGAGCUGGGCCCGGAGCUGCCGGGCCCCCCGUCCCCCGUGUCCCGCCGCGGCGGCGGCCGCCGCCUGCUCAGGCCCGACUCGCUCAUCAUCUACCGCCAGAAACGGGACUGCCUGGGCGGCGACAAGGAGAACAACGCCAAGGGCUCGGGGCUGGUGCGGCGCCUCUUCCAGGGACCCCUGAGAGCCACCCCGCCCAGCUCGCCCCCCGCCCGGAGCCCCCGGACCCCCAUGCUGUGGGCGCCGGCCGAGAGGGAGGAGCGGACACCGGGAGGGGACGGCAGCGGUGCCAGCGGCGGGGACAGCGGCGGGAUCCCCCCCGUGCCCGUGCCCGUGCCCGUGCCCGUGCCCGCGGAGCAGCCGCCCGGUGCCCCCGGGAAGAAGCCGCUGGCUCUGCGCGUGUCGCUGCCGCUCUCGGAGCAGGAGCGCUUCUUCAACUACUGCGGGCUGGACCGGGCGCAGGUGGAGCUGCUGGGCCGGGAGCGCUUCGGGCCCGCGGGCUGGGACAGCGGCUCGGCCCGGGCCGGCUCCGGCGAGUCCGAGCCCGGCCGGGCCUCGGGGGGCAGCGAGGGGGACGCGGGGCCGGGCGAGGAGGAGCCGGACACCCGGGCGGGCGCGGCCGUGUCGGUGGUGGAGCGCAACGCGCGGGUCAUCAAGUGGCUCUACGGCUGCCAGAGAGCCUGGGCGGCUGCCAGGGAAUCCACGGUGUGA
Melozone crissalis (California towhee) is the source of this 990-nucleotide messenger RNA. RefSeq names its product family with sequence similarity 110 member D (gene FAM110D). The transcript has a single exon. The record is from RefSeq and is a predicted model, not a curated record. Bases 1 to 990 code for a protein of 329 amino acids. NCBI's taxonomy places the organism in Eukaryota, Metazoa, Chordata, Aves, Passeriformes, Passerellidae.